Aphanomyces astaci is the source of this 747-nucleotide messenger RNA. RefSeq lists its product as hypothetical. Bases 41 to 712 code for a protein of 223 amino acids. Gene Ontology annotation, biological process: intracellular protein transport; vesicle fusion; vesicle-mediated transport. The transcript is spliced from 4 exons. Lineage: Eukaryota; Oomycota; Saprolegniomycetes; Saprolegniales; Verrucalvaceae. The record is from RefSeq and is a predicted model, not a curated record. Gene Ontology annotation, cellular component: Golgi apparatus; ER to Golgi transport vesicle membrane; late endosome membrane. Gene Ontology annotation, molecular function: SNARE binding; SNAP receptor activity.
CGUUCGAUUCUUCAUUUACCAGGAACAACCAAGCGCGCAAAUGGAAGGCGGCGCCGGUGGCGAGUUGUCGGAGCGAUUCCAGAGCCUGGAAGAAGACUAUAUUGACUGCAAGCGCACCAUUAACAACUCCAUCCACGAUCUGUCUUCUUCGGACCAAAGACAUGUGGCGUCGCAAAUGGCACAAGCCAAUAUCGUGGAAGCCCAACGAUGCAUGAAGCUCAUGUCUGUGGAACUUCGAGGGAAGGUCCCCGCGAUGCGCAAAGCGAUGCAAGCCAAGAUCAAUGUCUACCGAGACGAACUGCAAGGACUUCAGAGAGAUUUCGAUCGCGCGCUUUUGCUAUCGAAACAAAAUGCGUCGGCGUCGUCAUCGUCGUCGUCGGCCAACGGCGUUGCGCAGUAUGACCGGUUGAUCGCCAACACGGAUCGCUUGCAGCGUGCAUCCGAUCAACUGGAGCAGUCGAAGCGUAUUGUCCAGGAAACCGAACACAUUGGAAUCUCGGUCAUGGACACGUUGGCCCAGCAGCGGGAAACGUUGCUGUCCGCGCAUGACAAGGUCAAAGACACGCGGGAGACGGCGGGCGACGCGCGGCGCGUGCUCCAGCGCAUGUCACAACGAGUACUGACCCACAAAUUGACGCUGUGGUUUGUGAUCGUCGUGCUCGUGGUGGCGAUUGCGCUCGUGUUUUACCACAACUUUAUUCGCCGCGCCUAAAAAUCCACUGAAUAUAUAUAUAUAUAUAUAUAAAU